UCAUAUAAUAAGGCAAAUAUAUUUUCCCAAUCUUGCAUUUUUUUUUUGUGAACUUUCAAGAACUAUAAUUCCUUAAAAUUAAGAGCAAUAUUUCAAAAUGGUCUCACCAAAUGUUGAAGAUACUACAAGCUUCACACAUACCUUAGGAACCUUGGUUAAGAAAUCAUGGGCUAAUUUAAUGAAGGUCACAAAUAUGGUAAAAGAGUUUGGCCAAGAUGACCCUAGAAGGGUUAUUCAUUCCUUCAAAGUUGGAUUGGCAUUAGUUUUGAUUUAUAUUUUGCAUCAUUUUCGUCCAUCUUUCUAUGGUUUUGGUGACAACGUAAUAUGGGCCGUUCUUACCGUUGUUAUUGUCCUUGAACUUUCUGUGGGUGCAACACUCGGAAAAGGUUUCAAUAGGAUGUUGGCAACGGGGUUAGCGGGUGCGCUCGGUGUUGCAAGUAACAAACUAGCCACUCUUUGUGGGGAUAAGGGAAAAGUUGUAAUGACUUCAAUCUUUGUCUUUGUGAUUGCUGAAAGAGUGACAUUUAUGAGAUUUUCUCCUAAAUUGAAGGCGAGAUAUGAUUAUGGAAUGAUCAUAUUCAUCUUAACCUUCUGUUUGAUAUCUCUUUCGGAUAUGACUGGUCAUGAACUUCUAGAAAUUGCUUAUGGGAGGUUAUUAACGAUCAUAAUUGGGAGUUGUAUAGCUAUUACAGUGUGUAUUUUCAUAUGCCCUGUUUGGAUUGGAGAAGAUCUUCACAAUAAAAUUGUUGGCAAUAUUGAAAAGGUUGCGGAGUUCUUACAAGGAUUUGGAGAUGAGUAUUUCAACAAUUCUGAGAAUACAGAAGUUGAGAAUGAUAAGCAAUUUCUUGAAAGAUAUAAAAGUGUCCUCUCCUCAAAAAGCAGUGAAGAAACAAUGGCUGUUUUGGCAAGAUGGGAACCUCGUCAUGGACGGUUCAGAUUUCGCCAUCCAUGGAAGCAAUAUUUAAAGAUUGGGAACUUGACACGGUUUUGUGCCUACAAACUUGAAGCUCUUAGUGUAUAUCUCCACAAUUCCAAAACCCCAUAUGAAUUUCGGAGCAGAAUUCAAGAAUCAUGCACAACUAUUAGCAUGGAGUUAGGGAAGGCCCUAAAAGAAUCUUCAUUGAUGAUUAAAAAAAUGUCUAAGUCAUCAACACCUAAAUCUCAUGUUUUAAAUGCUAAAAAUGCUGCUGAAUCUCUUAAAUCUAUACUAAGAACAAAUCCAUGGGAAGGAGCUGAUCAUUUGGAGAUAAUACCGGCUUCUACGGUUGCAUCAUUGCUUAUUGAUAUUGUGAUUUGUGUUGAGCAAAUUUGUGAAGCUGUUGACGAAUUAGCUUCGCUUGCGAAUUUUGUGCCGGCUGAGUUAAUGCAUAGGGGAAUUGUGCAACCGAUUUCUGACAGCAAUGGUUCGGUUCAUGUUGUUACGGUUAGUGAGUGAUUGCGAAGAUUACAUCAUACAAAUUCUCUACAACCGCUACACAGUACAACAACAAUAAAGGAUUUAAAUCCAAAAAUCAAAUAUGGUUGAAGCUAAACACGAAAAGAAGAAAUAGUUACUUAAGAGAUUAGAGAAUAAAGUUGUGUGUACACAAAUUGUUUUGUUCUAAAAUAUUUUAUGUUCAAUGGUGAUAUUUUACACUUCAAUAGCCAUAAACCUCAUUCUCUUUGCA
Trifolium pratense (red clover) is the source of this 1667-nucleotide messenger RNA. Its product is annotated as aluminum-activated malate transporter 8-like. The record is from RefSeq and is a predicted model, not a curated record. NCBI's taxonomy places the organism in Eukaryota, Viridiplantae, Streptophyta, Magnoliopsida, Fabales, Fabaceae. The transcript has 6 exons. Gene Ontology annotation, biological process: malate transport. Gene Ontology annotation, cellular component: plant-type vacuole membrane. The coding region runs from base 98 to 1435 and encodes 445 amino acids.